AUGCCAGCCCGCCAGGUAAAGCGUCCCUACGCCGGCUCUCAACCUCAAAUAACCUCCUAUUUCACCACCGGCUCCACAUCUCUCCCCGCACCCCCUCCUCCCUCCCAAUAUCAACCCCCUCUCCCGCAUCCCAUCCAAUCUUCCCUCCUAUCCGUCGGCAUGCGCAUCCGCAAAUCUGUCCCUGAAGGGUACAAAACCGGUUCCUAUUCUGCCUUCAAUUUAUUCUCAGACAAUACACCCGCCAUCAAAUCACACACUUCUUCCACAUCUCCCGGGUCGACCCCCGCACCAUCGAAAUAUAAAGCCACGAGACCCCGCGCGGGAAUCAGGGAACUGACGCCUUUCUGUGGGCUAAUGAAGGUUGGGGGGAUGGGCGUGCAGGGAUAUAAUGAAUCUGGAGAGGCGAUCGAAGAAGGAGAUGAAGAGGACUACGAAGAUAGGAUCUGGGACAGUAGUCAAGAGAGUAUGAUGAGUAAUGGCAGUGUGGGAAGUUACGGUGGUGGCACUGGGGCUAAGAGGCGAUUUAUCGAUGAUGAUGAAGAGGGUGGGAAUAUAUUUGGAGAGAGAAAUGAGGAAAGAGUAUUGAUGGAUGUUGGGGACCGAAGGAUUGCGAUGCCGAAGUCGAGGAAGAGUGAGAAGGGUGGAGGCAACAUGACGACAAGAUUUAAUGGGGAUGAGAAUGCAGAUAUGGAUUUUGGGGAAGCCGACUUUUUGGAUUAUGGUUUAGUGGAGGAAGUUCAGAUGGGUGGUGUUUAG
Messenger RNA from Sclerotinia sclerotiorum 1980 UF-70, 756 nucleotides. RefSeq lists its product as hypothetical. Gene Ontology annotation, cellular component: cytoplasm; nucleus. The record is from RefSeq and is a predicted model, not a curated record. Lineage: Eukaryota; Fungi; Ascomycota; Leotiomycetes; Helotiales; Sclerotiniaceae. Gene Ontology annotation, molecular function: ribonucleoside-diphosphate reductase inhibitor activity. The transcript has a single exon. Bases 1 to 756 code for a protein of 251 amino acids.